GCUGCCUCUGAGUCUCAGCCCAAUGAGAGCUGCAGGGUCUGGACUCCGGAUCUGGAGUUGGGUUGUUCAGUGUGUGUGAGGGGGGACAACAAGCUCGGCUCUGAGUGGACUGGAUGCACGGAUGUUGGGGACGAACUUGCCUGUUGUUGCUGGAGGAACCGGUGGCCAUGGUCGAUCAAACUGAAUGUUGCAUUUGAGUUUUCUCUAGACCAGUGAUGUAUUUUACUACACCAAGCUUCAUGUACAAGUAAGUUACUGCUGGAGAACAGGACAUGUGUCCUAUCACUGAGGCCACAUGAGUAUCUUGAGAGAUGGAUCGCUGUAAACACGUGGGACGCCUGCGUCUGGGCCAAGAUCAUUCUAUCCUCAAUCCUCAAAAAUGGCACUGUGUGGACUGCAGCACCACCGACUCGGUGUGGGCCUGCCUCAAGUGCUCCCAUGUGGCCUGUGGACGUUUCAUGGAAGAGCAUUCGCUCAAACACUUCCAGGAGUCACAGCACCCUCUAGCCAUGGAAGUGCGGGAGCUGGAUGUCUUCUGCUUUGCCUGUGGAGACUAUGUCCUCAAUGACAAUGCAGAGGGAGACCUCAAACUUCUCAGAGGGGCACUCUCUACUGUUCGCAGCCCGGGUCGACGCUCGCUGCGGUCCUCCACCGGAGGGGAUUGUACCAGUUGGGCGAGAGAAAGUGGACCACAACCUGCCAUGCAGUUGGCCUUACGUUACAGGAGAAAAGCGCUCCUCGGGAAGAUGUUUCGGACGUGGCUGGACAAACAUCAGGAACGGCAGAAUCAACGCAUGGAAAAGCUUGAGGAAGCUAGAAGACAAAAGAAGGAGGUAAAAAGGAGACUCAUGGAAGAACUUGGCAAUGUACCUCCCAGAAAGAGUGCUAGGCUUCUCACUCAGGCGCCACGCUCGAUGAUCACGCUCAUUCCUCGCAAAUUUCGCGACCCCCCAGAACGCCUACCUCCUCCACCUCCCAAAAAGCCUUCCAUUCUCACCCUGUCCCGUAAGACUGCUCAGAAUGGCAGAGCUGCUAAACUGAGGAGAUUCUACUCCACACAUUCAGUAACCCGCCGGAGACCGGCUCCAGGUGUCACUGGUCUGCGUAAUUUGGGGAACACAUGCUAUAUGAACUCAAUAUUGCAAGUGCUCAGCCACCUGCAGAAAUUCAGGGAGUGUUUUCUCACUUUAGACCUGUGUGAGACUGAGGAGCUGUUGGCCAAGUCCAACCACACCCAGGGGACAAAGGGGGUAACGGGGGCUGUAGUCAGCAGUGCUAACACAGCACUGUCAGAAUGCCCUCUAAGACGCAUGGGGAAGGCGGGAUCUUGGAAUUUGCCCAUGAGCAAAAAAGAAAGUGCUGUCUCCCCCCCACCAGCUGCGGAGUUGGUGCAGCCCAAGGAGCCUCGCAGCUCCACCCGCCAGCAGAUGUCUCUGUGCCAUGAAUUGCAUACACUUUUCAGGGUAAUGUGGUCAGGACGUUGGACUUUGGUGUCUCCCUUUGCCAUGCUUCACUCCGUGUGGAACCUCAUCCCAGCUUUUCGUGGCUACGACCAGCAGGACGCCCAGGAAUUCCUGUGUGAGCUACUGGACAAGGUGCAGCAGGAGCUGGACACGGAGGGGUCCAAACGUAGGAUAGUCAUCCCCAUCACCAAGAGGAAACUGUCCAAACAAGUGCUAAAGGUUCUUAACACCAUCUUUCAUGGGCAGCUGCUCAGCCAGGUGACGUGCCUGUCCUGUAAGCACAAGUCUAACACCGUGGAGCCAUUCUGGGAUUUAUCCUUGGAGUUUCCCGAGCGCUAUCACAGCGUAGGCAAAGGCUCAGGGUCUACAGCUUACCAGCGCAGCUGCACCCUCACCGAGAUGCUGUCUAAGUUUACAGAGAUGGAGGCUCUGGAGGGCAACAUAUACGCCUGCAACCACUGCAACAGAAGAAGACGGAAAUCAUCCCACAAACCUUUAGUUCUGUCAGAGGCGUGUAAGCAGCUUCUGAUCUACCGCUUACCUCAGGUUUUACGGCUGCACCUCAAACGCUUCAGAUGGUCGGGGCGGAACCAUAGGGAGAAGAUCGGCGUCCACGUGGCCUUUGACCAGGUACUGAACAUCAAACCAUACUGCUGCACAGGCUCAGGUCACUCUGUCCACCGAGGAGGCUACACCUACGAUCUGUCUGCUGUAGUCAUGCAUCAUGGGAAAGGCUUCGGCUCAGGGCAUUACACCGCAUACUGCUACAACACAGAAGGAGGUUUCUGGGUCCACUGUAACGACUCUCAGAUGAAGGUUUGCAGUGUGGAGGAGGUGUGCAACACUCAGGCCUACAUCCUGUUCUACACCCAGAGGUCUGCCUAGAUACCUCUCUCUGUGACGUCAACAUUCAUGUCAUCUUAGCGCUGCAUUUAUGGAAACGUUCCCUAAUGUUUUCUCAGAUGUCAAUAUGAGAAAAGGGUCAGCGAGAGGGUCAGCAUCACGGGUCAUGUUGGUUAUUUUAGGUAUAUGAGCCAAAAAUACGGCUGUGAUAAAUGAUUAGAGAUGUCCUGAUUCUAAAACUGUACUAGCUGAGCUUUUCUGUGCAUUUUAAAUUGCUCAUGGAGUGGUUAAAACUGUUCCAAUCAUGUACUCUAGGUUUUUUGUUUUUUUUUUGAAACAUCUUUUAGCAAACAUUUGUAGACGAGUGGAUUCUUCUGUGGCUCCAAAACAACACACUUACACCAGAACGUCUGAAAAUGACAGCAGUGUUUCAACUAGGAUUUUUUUUAAGCAGCAAAAAAGGUCACCCACCCCCUCCCCCGCUGUUCCAGUACCUCCGCUGUUACUGCCUUCCCCCCUUUACUUCUCUCACUUAUCUUACAUGUUAAUGAGAUUUUUAUAUUUACCAGGUUUAUAUUUACCUGACGCACACAGAGUGACACAGCCGUACAUCAUUGAACUACAUGUUUACUUAGACAACAAGUGUUGUUAGCUUUACUUUAAAACUAUACUCCACUUUGUGAGUUAGGAGCAAGGAGUGACUACAGUAGUCACUGUUCAAUUGGCAACGAAGUGGAGAUAAAUUUACACUAAUUUUAAACUAGUCGGUUUCAUAUUGGGACCAUCGUGAAACCCUGACUGUCCAAAAUUCAUAAAAGCAUAAUACAGUGGCAGUAAUUUGAUUUUUUUAAAAACCUGCAGUUUGUAGCUUUAUUUUGAAGUUAAAUUUAAGUGACGGACCAGGGUUGGUAUCCUUUAGUACUCAAUACUUACAAGAUCGGACCAGGAGCCACAGCUGAUCAGGACAUCUCUUGUGAUUACACUUAAAAAUGUUAAAAACAAGAUAUUUAAAUUGACUUCAUUGUUUUGGAUAAUUAAGAUUAAUUAGAAAAGCCAAUAACAAACGUUUCCAUAAAUGCAGCAUCACUUUACAUCAACUGUGGGACCAGCAUAUCAGUUUAUAACCUGGAGGCUGUGGGUGCAGUUCUCACUCUGUCCUGCUGAGCAUCAACCUGUGUCCAUGUUUUUGAAAAAUAAGAAAAAAAAAAUGGAACAAAAAAAUAAAUAAAUAAGGCUCACGUCUGAGUCUGCAACCAACCACGUGUUCUCUCCCUCUCCCUGGAGACAACAUUUUACAUUUCACAGGCAACACAGAAUCUGGAGUUUGACACUUUUUCAUACAUUCUUCCUAACAAUGUGCUUUUUUUAACUGUACAUUUGAUCUCCAUGCACCCAAAAAAAUUGCAUCACAUCAGAUUAAAAAAUUCCACAAUUGACAGUAUGUUAAAGGAAUAAAGUCCAGACUGUGUGUUGCCAUCUGUUCAGCUUCUUGAAUGGAUGUGAAAUCCUUGUCAUCCUGUUGUUUAUACUUCACCACCUCCUCUCCUCAGUAGUUCUGCUGUGACUGGAUACUGUGUUUUAGGGCCUGGAGCCUCAGUCUGUGUGCUCUCAGUAAACAGGAGUAUUUGUUUUUAGUUUUUUUUUUUUUUUUUUACAGUAGACUUAAAAUUUUCACUUCUGUGGAAAAAAAAUUAAACAGUACUGUUUUAGAAACUUAAGUGGAGGUGAAUGAUAGAAGGCUGCACUUUUUAGGAGGGGGCUGUUACUGUUGGUCCUAUCUUUGUGAUUGUUCAUCAUUUAGCUCCUCUACUUUCUUUCAAUGGCAGCUCCCACAGUUAGACCAGUCUGACAGCAGGUCAGCGACACUGACCUCAAACAGAUUUUUCUUUUUCUUUUUAAGACUCCAAGUCCCAUCCUUUUUAAGUUGAGCAACCGAAAGCAAUAUACUGUACAUCCUGCAUCUUGAUAGACAAAAUCAGGAAUAUUUCUGCUUGUUAUACAAUGUUUUUCUUUUUUUUUCUACUCUGCUGUUUCUAUCAAGGUCUUUAGAAUUUCCUAGGUAAUCAAAAAAAAACUUGUGUUUGAUACGAGUCAAACGCAAAUGCCAUUUGUGAACUCUAUGUACAAAAAAAAAAAGUUGGAACAAUCUAAUGACGAUGAAUGUCUUACUUUUUAGUGGUCAGUUGUGGCCAUGCCACUGGCUCUGACCCUCCUGAGUUCUGUCUUGUACUGUUAAGAACACCUGUCAUAAAUGUAAUGGUCUUAUGGGUUUUGCCUGAAAACGAUUAAAAAAGUCAGAACAA
Cynoglossus semilaevis (tongue sole) is the source of this 4609-nucleotide messenger RNA. RefSeq names its product ubiquitin specific peptidase 49 (gene usp49). Bases 312 to 2348 code for a protein of 678 amino acids. Gene Ontology annotation, molecular function: cysteine-type deubiquitinase activity; zinc ion binding. The transcript is spliced from 7 exons. Gene Ontology annotation, biological process: protein deubiquitination. Lineage: Eukaryota; Metazoa; Chordata; Actinopteri; Pleuronectiformes; Cynoglossidae. The record is from RefSeq and is a predicted model, not a curated record.